AUGUGUUUUUUUCUUCGUAUUUUUUGUGCCGAUUUUUUUCUCGUUGAUCAAAGCGUUGAUACUGACGAUCGUGACGACAGAUACGAGGACGGCGAAGUCAGAAGGUACGGUGCAGGUGAAUCUUAUCGACCUUACAACCGUGACCGAUCACCUCCCCCACGACCACGCAGUCCCAUGAGGGAUCGCGGUCGCACCCCGCCGGGAGGUCCCGACAGCUAUGUCCCCGGCAGACCGUCUCCUCGACGCAGGUCACGCAGUGUUGAUCGCUUCCGCGACAGAUCAAGAGAUCGUGGUGCCCCUCAGCGUUGGCGUCGUAGCAGAAGUCGAGGAAGAACCGACUUGCAUCGUGGUUCUCCAAGAAGAAGCCCAAUGAGAAGAUCGCCGCCUCCUCGGUUCAUGUCUCCUCGGCGAGACGACCGCCGUGAUGACCGGCGAGAUGACCGGCGCGACAUUGACAGAAGAGACGAUCGCCGAGAUGACAGGCGAUUUGACGACAGAAGAGAUGAUCGCAGAGACGACAGAAGAGAUGAUCGAGAUGAGCGCCCUCGUUCUCCUCUCCCGCGUCGCGACUUGGACAUCAGACGCAGGUCCCGCUCGCCUUUUGACAGAGACAGAAUUCGCCGGGACCGUUCUCCCCCUCUGAGACGUUCUCCUCCAGCCGGUCCCCGCGGCGGAGGUUCUUAUCGUCCUCGCUCUCGUUCUCCGGAACGUCGAGACCCUCGCGAUGACAGAUAUCCUCCUGCUGCCUCGACCUUCCGUCGCCAGUCACCGCCGCCCCGGGAUUCCGUCAACACUUCGGUAAUCAACUCUCACAGCGGCUCUGGUAGAUCCUCUCCGCGGCCUCCUUCUCGUCGUGGCCGGGACGAUCGGUCUCGACCUCAGUCUCCCGCGCCCAGGUCUCCGCCUCGUCCGCCCUCCAUGAGAGCGCCAACUCCCGUACAAACUUCGGCUCCUCCCCCGCCCAGAGAGACCCCCAGACAGGCCCCCCCGCAGCCUUCGCCACAGCAGCCUGUCCAGUUGACUAUGCAGCCAGCCCCAAGGCCAGCGAUUACAGAGAUCAAUUCUACUCCCAUGCGCUCUCCUCCCCGGGCCCCGGCAGCGCUUAGAGCCCCUCCCACCGGCCCGGCCGCCUCCCGCAACUUCACCUCCCCCGUGGCACCCAUCCCGCAACACUCGACCCCUCAAAUCCCCCCGAGCGGCCCAGCCCGGGAUACUACUAGUCCUAGCAUCCCGCCCUCCGGACCCCGCGGCUACAUUGCUCCCUCCCCCAGAGGCAACUUCACCCCUCGCAACAGCAUCGGUGGAGGAGGCCGCGGCAUCAACCCUUCCUCCUGGGGCCCGCCCAACUCUGUCUCUAGGAACAACAACCACCCCUCCCAUCUUCCACCUCGACAAACCUCCUCCCCUACCAUCCCCACCCCGACCGGUCCCUCCUCCAUCCCGACAGGUCCCCGCUCAGCAGGGGGUAGCAUCUCGGGCCCCUCCCACAAUGGCCCCCCCUCCACCGGCGUAGCCUCCCCCUCCCCCUCCACCCCCUCCAUCUCCCUCCCCCCUCCUACCGGCCCCUCCGCUGGUGUCAACACCAACAGGCCGUUCAACCCCCCCACCGGGCCCGCCUUAUCCUCCCCGCAACCCCCUCGCGCGACGCUGGCUCAGAAUCUGAUGAGUACCUUGCCCCCUCUCCUUCCCCCGGGCAGUGGCGGGAAAUUAGACCUCUCAAUGGCAACAAUAGACGAGAAGGACCCCCACUACAGAAAAAUGAAAGAAGACGAGGAAAGGCUGAGGGAGGAGUUGAAGGUGCGACAAGAAAAAUUAAGGAAGAGCAUGAGGGUGUGGGACCGGAUGGAGAGGGAGAGUAAGGGGUGCGAGUUGAAGAGUGAGCUGAGUGAGAGGAGUUUGAGGGGGCUGAGUGGGGAGGGGCAGGGAGGUGCUUUUUAG
Messenger RNA from Podospora bellae-mahoneyi, 1938 nucleotides. RefSeq lists its product as uncharacterized. Bases 1 to 1938 code for a protein of 645 amino acids. Lineage: Eukaryota; Fungi; Ascomycota; Sordariomycetes; Sordariales; Podosporaceae. The transcript has 3 exons. The record is from RefSeq and is a predicted model, not a curated record.